AUGGACACUAAACUUGUAAUCGAUAAGUUGGGACAAAAACCGAGAUAUAAUCCUGGAGGAACAUCAGCACUGUCGAUGUUACGUAGCAAUUCAAAACCCUUAUCAUCCGCAGUUCAAAGCAAUCAACAUUCAUCACAACUCACCUUAGCAGAAUCUGACAAACAAAUUAUGAAAAUAACUCCAUUUGGCAUGAGGAAUCCAACGCUGUGUCCCACGGCUUCUACGCAAUUGAACGUGCAAACAAUGGAAAACGACGUUAUAAGGUUACAUGUUAACGUAGUCGAACACCUACCCAAUGAAUUGAAGGUCGUGGAUAUACCAAGAGAAAUUCAAUUUCAAGAAUUAACAAAUCACUGGAAGAAACCCGGUGUAUUGAUUGGAGCCGAUCACUUCCUUAAGUUUAUCAAAUUGCAGAACGUACAGGAAUUGAGUUCAGGUCAUAUGUUGGUGCAGUCAAAGGUUGGCCCCAUGAUUGCCGGAAGUGGAGAUAACCAGAAAAUUUUUGGAGAUUAG
Molecule: messenger RNA, 513 nt
Organism: Loa loa (African eye worm)
Lineage: Eukaryota; Metazoa; Nematoda; Chromadorea; Rhabditida; Onchocercidae
Exons: 3
Coding region: 1-513 (170 amino acids)
Source: RefSeq, a predicted model, not a curated record